Molecule: messenger RNA, 1303 nt
Organism: Zea mays
Lineage: Eukaryota; Viridiplantae; Streptophyta; Magnoliopsida; Poales; Poaceae
Product: Vesicle-associated protein 4-2
Exons: 7
Coding region: 160-846 (228 amino acids)
Biological process (GO): endoplasmic reticulum membrane organization
Cellular component (GO): endoplasmic reticulum membrane; plasma membrane
Source: RefSeq, marked provisional
CUCCUCUCGAGAAGCACCCGCACCAUACAUCUUCCGGCGCCCGACGCGGACGGCGAGCCGCUGCUGCUGCUGCCGCCGGAGGAGGAAGGGCACCAGGGCCAGCGGGUGCAGGAGGAGGAGGAGCAGCAGCAGGCCGCCGGCCGCUUGGGGCUGUGCCACAUGCCGCUCUGGGGGGCCGCCGCGUCCGCGGCGCCGGCAGCCGACGGCGACGCCGCCCGCGCGCCGUCGGGAUCCGGCGGCGGCGUCAAGGUGAUCCGGUCGCUGCUCCCCACCCGGCGCCGCCUCCGCCUAGAUCCGCCCGCCAAGCUCUACUUCCCAUAUGAGCCCGGCAAGCAAGUCCGGAGCGCGGUCAGGAUCAAGAACAUCAGCAAGUCCCAUGUGGCCUUCAAGUUCCAAACGACUGCACCAAAGAGUUGCUUCAUGAGGCCUCCGGGCGGUGUGCUUGCUCCAGGGGAAAGCAUCAUAGCAACAGUUUUCAAGUUUGUGGAGCAUCCGGAGAACAACGAGAAGCCGAUGGACAAGUGCAAGGUUAAGUUUAAGAUUGUCAGCCUGAAAGUCAAAGGGCCGGUGGAGUACGUCCCUGAACUGUUUGAUGAGCAGAAGGACCAGGUCGCGGUCGAGCAAAUAUUGCGGGUAGUAUUCUUGGAUGCUGAGCGCCCAAGCCCACAAAUGGACAAACUCAAGCGCCAGCUAGCUGAAGCAGAAGCAGCCCUUGAGGCACGCAAGAAACCUCCAGAGGACAAUGGUCCCCGUAUUGUUGGUGAAGGCCUUGUGAUUGACGAAUGGAAGGAACGAAGAGAGAGGUACCUUGCUCGCCAGCAGAUCGAAGGUGUUGAUUCGGUGUAGACACGAGGCAGCCCUGUAAACUAUGCAGAAUGAACAUACCGUUUUAUGGGCACGCACUCCAGCUGUCAAAUGGAUUUGGAGCUUGAUUUUGCGAAGGUUCGGAUUUGGAGCAAUCAAGCAACAAUGAGGCUUUUGUGUAUUUGGGGUUCACGCUGAACUUCUGUCCUGGGUUUGGGUGUGUGUAGAUAAGCAGCCACUGCUUGGUAAUAGUAAUAGUACGUCCUUCAGCCAUGUACUCGUGUUGUGGAAUGUGGGUCUCUAUGUGAAUGUGAUGCAUUCUCUAGCUGCUGUCCCGUCAACAUUAAAAGUGUAAUUGUAAUGUCAAAAGGCACACUCCAAGGUGAUUCAGUGGUAGUUCUGCCAUCAUGUUAGUUGUUACAGUAAUUCUUCCAUCACUUGUUUGUACAACUCAUACAUGUCAUGCCACCCUGAGAUUUAUGUCAUUCAGUUGUCAGUC